Messenger RNA from Nasonia vitripennis (jewel wasp), 1273 nucleotides. RefSeq lists its product as uncharacterized. The record is from RefSeq and is a predicted model, not a curated record. NCBI's taxonomy places the organism in Eukaryota, Metazoa, Arthropoda, Insecta, Hymenoptera, Pteromalidae. The coding region runs from base 421 to 1167 and encodes 248 amino acids. The transcript has 4 exons.
GCUCGCCGUCGAGUGGUGGCCAUCUGUUGGAGCGUGAUGUCCUUACACGGUGUGAACUGAAAAAGAUCGAUCGCCCGAUCGGUAAUGCAGUGCAGCUUCUCGAGUAGCGUGGCGUGGCUUGGCUUGUCAGUUGUGAUGCUGCGUUGUUACAGUUGUUGUGCAUCGAACACAUGAGUUUGGCGGAGAAAUCGGAGCGACAAUAAACGUUUGUUUACUCUUUUCAACGGAGUCGUUUUUUGUAUAAUUAACGAAGGGAGCAGUUUCGUUAUGAAUCCAAUUGAACGUCGUUCGAAAUGAAUUAUGAGAAGAAAUUGCAAAGAGUCUGCAAGUGAUUUGUGAGGUUAUAGAAAUAUACACAAAACAAAGUGUUUUCUACACGUUAUAGUUAAUAAUCAAUUGUUGACUGUAAAACUUAUCAAAAUGGAGAUCAAACACUUAAAUAGGGCAGUAGACGAAUUAAAAGAGGCAAUAGCCAAUUUUCCUGUUGGAGCAACUACUUUGGAUGAUUUUAAACCAACCGAUGAAAAGAUCAUUGAUAUAAGAAAAUCUCUCACAGCAUUAAACGCCAGAAGACUGACUUUACAUGCAAUAAUUGACUCAGGAAUUUCAUCAAAUGAACCACAAGGUGAUUUGAUAAAAUCUUUUGAAAAGUUAAAUGAAAGUAGUACGAAUUAUUUGAUAAACUCUAAAACGUUGAAACUGUGCUAUCAGAGUAGAGCAAUUCAAGAUAUCGUUUACAAAGGUGCAGGAACGCCAGAAAUUCAAGAAAAGGUCAAAGCCUGUCUUAAUAAAUUAUUCAUGGUAAAUGAUAAAAUGACAGCAAAGAAUGAAAAAAGGAAAGAAUUAGUAAAAAAGCAGUAUCAGUUGAAGAAAGAAUUCCAUCAUGCUAUCUACCAUCACCAAGAAGUUUUACAAGAGAAAGAAGCCAGGAAAAAUCAGCAUCUGCAGGAAACCAAUCCAGAUAUAGUCCAAUUAAAAGAGAAAAUAAAUCGAUCAAUUGCAAAAAUUUACACAAUGAAGAAGCUUAUAACUAAUCUCAUUGCUGCAAUGUCUGAACACUUGCAAGAUAAUGAAGAGCUCAUUGAUAUGCUCAGUAAGCACAAAGAGGUCAUCAAUCUCGAGACUAUUAUAGAAUUAACUCAAAAACAGAGUUCUGGAAAUAGCUGAUAGUUGCAUAAAUUGUACAAAUUUCAACUACUUAUAUCAAUUAUUUUUGUAUCUUUUUUACACAAUUUUCAAUUGUAAUAUAUGCCGCCUAUACAUUCUACUUUAA